Molecule: messenger RNA, 687 nt
Organism: Camarhynchus parvulus
Lineage: Eukaryota; Metazoa; Chordata; Aves; Passeriformes; Thraupidae
Gene: ALKBH7
Product: alkB homolog 7
Exons: 5
Coding region: 16-687 (223 amino acids)
Biological process (GO): DNA damage response; fatty acid metabolic process
Cellular component (GO): mitochondrial matrix
Source: RefSeq, a predicted model, not a curated record
CCCGUCACUCCCGCCAUGCACCGCGCGCGCGGCCUGUGGCGCCCGCCGCUCCCCGCGGCCUUCGGGGCCUCCCGGGCGCUCCCCGCGACCCCCGGGCCGGGUUCGGGACCCCCCGAAGCCCACGGGGACCCGGGGCUGGUCCGCUUCAGCAGCCCCGAGCUGGAGCGGAGGCUGCGGGGCCUGGCGGGGGUGAGGGCACGCUUCGUGAGCGAGGAGGAGGCGGCGGAGCUGCUGAGGGAGGUGGAGCCGGCGCUGAGGAGGGGGCGCUACCAGAGAGACCACUGGGACCGGGCCAUCACCGGUUACCGCGAGACCGAGCGGGAUUUGGGGGGGGUCCUGGGGGGGGCUCUGCUCGCCAGGGUCGCCCCCUGGUUCCCUCCCCAGGCCCCGCCCCGGGCCCGGGCGCACGUGCUGGACCUGGAGCCGGGGGGGGCCGUGGGAGCGCACGUGGACAGCACCAAGUUUUGGGGACCCCUGGAGCUCUCCAUGCUCAGGGGCGCCGCCCGGUUCGAGUUCACCCACGAGAUCCUCCCGGACCCGGAGUCGUUUUUUGGGGGGCUCCGGGUGCCCCGGGGGCGCCGGGUGGCGCUGAUCUUCAGGAACGACCCCCCCGAGACGCCCCCAGACCCCCUCGGUGACCUCCCAGCGUUUAUUGAAGACCCCCGGGAGCCCCCAGACCCAAAAUAA